CGAAAUCAGGUCGAAAUUAGCAAGUAGCAUAGAAUUAUCUUAACUGUUUGCACGGGAUAAAUAUUCGAAAUUAUUGUUAUUACACUGUUCCUACGAAACACUGAUCUUUCGAUAUGAUGUAAUAUUACAAAAUAUAACACGAAGUGAAAGUUAAGAAGCAGUUAACGCGAAGCUUUUAUCGGUCGAAGCCAACGUGAUUUUUUACUCGCGUCAGUUACACGUGCGCACGGAAUUUCGGAGACGGUGAUUCGUAAGAAUUUCGAUAACUUAUUUUGGCCACGGAAGGAUAUACAAGCUUCAAAAUGGAUAACAAAGCACCAACAGAAUUGGAAACUUUUCUGCCCCAAGAUGGGUCCAACGUGAAAGACGGCGUGCUAACCAAAUACAAAGUACAAGUAGCUCCGCGAGAUGCGGAGGCUGGACAAGAGGACGGAAAAACGUUCGAUCCUUUCAGUGAACGAAUAGUCGAUAAUCCAACAACGGACUGUGACACAUUAACGCAUUUACUAAAAGCGUCGCUCGGCACUGGUAUUUUAUCCAUGCCGAUUGCUUUCAUGCAUUCUGGUCUCCUUGUCGGUGUAUUUGCAACGAUUCUCGUGGCAUUUGUUUGCACACAUUGCGCGUAUAUUUUGGUAAAAUGCGCGCACGUUCUUUAUUAUAAAACGCGGCGAACAGAGAUGAGCUUCGCCGAUGUAGCAGAAGUAGCAUUUUCUACGGGCCCAGAAUGGGGGAAAAAAUUUUCUAAACCAAUUAGGUACCUAAUUCAAAUUAGUUUAUUUGCAACGUACUUUGGUACCUGCAGUGUGUACACAGUCAUAGUUGCAGCAAACUUCAACCAAAUCAUUGAGCAUUACACAAAUGUGGCAGAAGGCGAGUUUAGUAUCAGACUGACAACAGCCUGUCUGCUCAUCCCUAUGAUAUUACUCAGUUGGAUACCAAACUUGAAGUACCUCGCGCCUGUUUCUAUGAUAGCUAAUAUAUUUAUGGGAACAGGUUUAGGAAUAACAUUUUAUUACUUAGUAUGGGAUCUCCCACCUAUCACAUCCGUGCCUUUAUUUGCGUCUAUCGAAGGUUUCCCGCAAUUCUUCAGCAUAACCAUUUUUGCAAUGGAAGCUAUAGGUGUUGUAAUGCCGUUGGAAAAUAAUAUGAAAACACCACAGCACAUAGUUGGUAUCUGUGGUGUUCUCAACAAGGGAAUGUCGGGAGUUACGCUUAUAUACAUUUUACUUGGAUUUUUGGGCUACGCGAAAUAUCAGGAUGCCACUUUGGACAGCAUCACAUUGAAUUUACCAACUGAAGAAAUACCAGCCCAGAUUGUGAAGAUUUUAAUAGCCCUUGCUGUCUACUGCACGUUUGGUCUACAGUUUUAUGUGUGCCUUGAUAUUGCGUGGAAUGGUAUAAAGGACAGGUUCCAAAAGAAGCCACUUCUGGCAAAUUAUGUUUUGAGGACAGUGAUGGUUACAGGAGCAGUUCUAUUGGCUGUGGUCGUACCGACUAUCGCACCCUUUAUUGGGUUAAUCGGUGCAUUUUGCUUUUCCAUAUUGGGACUUUUGAUUCCCGUCUUUAUCGAAACUGUGACGUACUGGGAUGUUGGUUUUGGCCCAGGCAAUUGGGUGGCAUGGAAGAACAUCGUCAUAUGCAUUAUUGGUCUCAUGGCUUUAGUGUUCGGAUCUCGUAGCGCAUUAAUACAAAUUGUGGCGUUAUAUAGUUAAAAGAAAGUGUUUUCAUACAUAGAUUUGUACAUAUUCCAUAAUUCCAAACUAGAGAUGUUUGGAAGACACACGAUUUUUACGCAAUGAAUUUCUGAUAUUUUUAAUAUUUUAAAAAGACAAUCAUGAACAACAUGUUGUUCCAAGCGCAAUAAUAAACGGAACCACGUAGGUAAUAUUAAAUUCAUAUCAGAAAUUUCAUUGCUAUUUAUGUGCCUACAAAAAGUGCUCUAGUAAGAUACAAAAAACUAUUUGUUAUAAUAGCAAAGAUUACUUUGGUUGCCAUAUAAAGAAGAGCUGGAGUGAUGAUAUUCGGUAGAUUAUGAUUCGAAACAUACCGACGCACAAAUGAUUUCUAAAGUAGUGUCUGUGGAGGUUAUAUGAAAGGGUUUUUGUAUUACGAAUUAUUAUGAGUAUAUCAAGUAGGUAAUAGAUUUUUAAGUGUUAGUAACGUUUUAUUAUGUUCCUAAAAGUUGUGUGGUACUUUUUAUUUAAUGUGUGAUAAAUGCAGACUGAGAGCUAUUGGCAGUAUUGAAGUUACACAAAAUAUUUUACAUCAUAACAGUACAUGAUUAACAUUCGAAAAAAGCAUAAGAGGAUAACAGGACUUCUCACCUUUUAAAAUGGUUAAUUUAACAUUGAAAAUUAUUGCAUGUAGGAAAAA
Dufourea novaeangliae is the source of this 2373-nucleotide messenger RNA. It is a transcript of the gene path, whose product is annotated as proton-coupled amino acid transporter 1. Gene Ontology annotation, molecular function: amino acid transmembrane transporter activity. Gene Ontology annotation, cellular component: vacuolar membrane. NCBI's taxonomy places the organism in Eukaryota, Metazoa, Arthropoda, Insecta, Hymenoptera, Halictidae. The record is from RefSeq and is a predicted model, not a curated record. Gene Ontology annotation, biological process: amino acid transmembrane transport. The transcript has 10 exons. Bases 303 to 1712 code for a protein of 469 amino acids.